AUGCCUCCCCGCACUCGCACCCGCAAUCAGCAGCAGCAGGCUGCAGCCGCAGCGUCAGUCCCUGACCAAGUCCCCAACUCAAGUCAUGACCUUGGCGCCAUAGGCCCAGCAAGCACGCAUGCCGCUUCUUCGCACAGAAAUCGAGAGGAGCAGAAUGAGCGGCUGAGCGGCCAUCAAAUGCAGAGUCCUUCGCAAUCUUCGCAUGGACAAUUGGCGCAAGUCUUUGGCAGUCCACACGCUGAAGGUACACUAUCUUUCCCCGAUAUGCACAAUCAAUCCCUCAUGCUCCAAUCCAACCAGUCCCAACCACGCCAUCAGCAUCAAGCUCAUCAACACCUCCCACAGCAUCCCACCCACACGCACCAUCACCUGCAGCAGGAGCUCAGAGGCGACAACCAGUCGCAGCCUCAGGAUUACACCGACACCAACUAUGGCGGGGAGCUGAUGGGCCGCUCCGACUAUGGUGGUCAGCUUGCGGCCCACAGCCGGGCAGAUCAACAGCAACCCGGACAUGGGCACUCACAGCCGGUCGGAGUGCACAACGAUCAGCUUAUGGGAAUGCAGCCACAACACGCGCAGCCUCACAUUGGCCAUACUCGCUCGGCUACACAGAUGUUUCGUCCUCCGUCAAGAUCACUUGGACAAGCCAGCGAGGCUGCUAACAGGCACCUGGAAGAGUUGUCAGCUAUCAACACUGCGGUACGGCGGAGCGAUGGGGGACACAAUGCCAAUGCGCAAGCCAGCGAAGGCCUCCUCCGCCUCUCUGGCCUUUCAGCUGCCCGGUCCGCAGGUCAACAUGGAGCAUUCAUGAAUACAUACGGAUCCAGCACGCCCACGUCCAUGACGACUUCUGCCUCCUUCUCCGGCACACACACUCCAUCGCUUUCGCGCAGCUUGUCUCCGACUAGCAGCAUCAACAGCAGCUUCACCAAUGGUACCGGUCAAUCGUUGGCUUCCUCUGCUGCCGCUGCAAUGGCAAACAGUGCAGGUGUCAAGAUCAAGAAGAGGUUGAGCAACGUGGACCGCAAGCAGAUCUGCGAGUAUGCAAGGGAUCAUCCUCAUGAAAGACAGGAGGUGGUCGGCAAUCACUUUGGCGUAGAGAGAAGCACUGUGAGCAAGAUCAUGAAAGAGAAGGACAAGUGGCUUGCUAUCGAUGUGGAGCGCGAGGGUCAUGUCGUCAAACAUCGCAAUGCGCGGUUCCCUGAGAUCGAAAAGGAAGUCUGCGUAUGGCUCGCAAAGGAAGCAAAGCGACCUUCGGACAAGGAAAUUAUGAACAAGGCUGCCAAGAUCGCUGCCGCGCAUGGCGAGCUGACGUUCAAGGCUAGCGCUGGAUGGCUUGUCAAGUUUCGCGAACGUCUCGGUCGUCAAGGUUUGCGAUUUGGUCACGUGCCUGCACGCAAAUUGAUCAACUCGGCCCUGACCCUGACCUCUCCAGGCGCAACUGGCACAGGUCAGCCCUACCAUGCCAGUCCGCUUGGAAGCCCAAUUGGCGCAUCCUCCAUUGCCUUCCUCGACAAUUCGCACACUGCAGGCAUCAUUGGGCAGUCCGAUUCCGCGAGCGGCAUGCAUACAGCCCCCUGGUCGAACGAGCCGCAACCUUUUGGUAGCGCGGACGCCGCGACAUUCGCAGCAGAUGACACUGCAAACGCCCAAAUUUACACCCAGACGACUCCUCGAGCCUCUAAGCGUCGCGCAGAGACGAUGCUGCAUCAAUCGUUCCCAGCUCCGAUCUCUUCUUCUAUUCUGAAUGAAGCUCUUGGAAGAGACCAUGGCACCCCUCCGCAGCCGGAGCAUCAUGUGCUCGGAAAACGCCAAAGAGGCAAAAAGGCACGCACAACUCCCGAUGCUUCGGCAAUCAUGGCCAUCAAUCAGACGGACUAUUCACCUUCCAUGCCUUCUUCCAUGUCCAUGCCUCUUUUCGAUCAACGUCAAAGCGAUAGUGCCCUACACUUUGACAAGGCGCGCCGAGUAUUAGAGCUCGCGCUUGGAACGCAAGAUGGAAGCCACAUCCAAAUCCCGGCUGAGCUGCUGGAGCACUCGAGAGCUCUGCGGCAGAGAGACUUGCACGGCUCUUCCGGCUCCAACACUGAUCUGCGUGAUCAGCCGCACGAGGAGCCACGGAGCGAACCAGAUGCCGGCCGGAGGCACACGCGAUCUAUGCAGGCGGCGCAGAAAGGUCAUGCUGACGAUCUCUACGUCGAAGAACACGCGGGGCAAAAAGUCGAGGCUGAUUCCGGCCUGAGCACUCCGAAUCACCCACACGACGACUCGGGUAUGCAGAUCGACAGUCGUGCACCCUCAGGCAGCCCCAGCGAUGCAGCUGGGCAUACGUCGUCAAAAGGCAAAGGUAGGGAGCAAAGUCGGGCUGUAAUCGCCUCACUGGACCGUGCAUUGCCCGCCUUCGGCCUCCAGCUGGACUCUUUCCACAAGAGAUCUUCUUCCUCUUCGUCCUCGGGUGCAAGCUCGAAUGCGCGCGUUUCUGUCAACGAGGCUCAGACAUGCGUGGACACGAUCAUUCGCUUUUUGCAAGAGCACCCCAGCUUGUCUCAGAAGGCUGACGACUUCCUCUACUGGGGCACCCUGAAGGGCUACCUCAAUGCGAUGGUAGAGCAAGAAAGACACGAAACUGAUGACCUGGACGGCGUUCCCACUUCGUCGCAGGAGAAGCGAGCCAACAAUUAG
Ceraceosorus guamensis is the source of this 2682-nucleotide messenger RNA. RefSeq lists its product as hypothetical. The transcript has 3 exons. Bases 1 to 2682 code for a protein of 893 amino acids. The record is from RefSeq and is a predicted model, not a curated record. Lineage: Eukaryota; Fungi; Basidiomycota; Exobasidiomycetes; Ceraceosorales; Ceraceosoraceae.